AUGGCGCCUCAAAGCGUUCGCGACAGGAAUGGCUACUUGCCACUCUCGUUAGGAUUCACACCGGCUACAAGUCAAGGCGGUAGCUUUGCGCGCACCCUCUUCACAAGGCGGACACUAUCAUGCGUUCUCUUCGUUUUGGUUGUUUGCACCAUCACACCAGUCUACCUCCUAAAGUCGCAAUUGUUGGGCGAAGACAGGAUGCGAAAGCUCGGACUGGAGGAGUGGAUACCGAGCUUCCAUGCUCCGGAAAAAGCAGCACACGAAGCGCCACCACCCAUGCCCGUCCCUAGCAUAGGCUCCAGCAUCUCUGCCAACAUUCCACCCCUUUCUCACUUGAACUUCCCACCGCACUACUACGACAGCUUAGCUGAUGUCGCGCAGCUCUAUCCGAAUGGCAAUCCGCACGCGGGUAUCAUCCCUUCGGCCCUGCUCGCCAUGAUCGAAGUUGCACCAGCCUCACAACCUCCACCACGCCCGGCGCUGGCAGCUCGCGUACCCGAGGCUCUGCACGCGCCCCACAACUGGAGCGUGGAGAAGAACGGCUCGACGACGCGGUUCGAGGAUACAUUCAAGGCGAGCGAGCAGUCGCAGGCUCCGGACUUCCGCACGGGUACGCGCUACGCAGGGUGGCAGCCGCCCCUUGCCGAUCUCAACGAGACGCGCCGCGUCCAGCCGCUGCCAAAAGUCCAAUUUGCUUUCCCGGCGCCGGACAAGUUCUCUGGCAAGCAAGGCAGCCCGCAGAGGGAUGCGCUGAUCCGGCAUAGGCAAAAGCUGGUGAAGAAUGCUUUUGUAAGAAGCUGGGAGGGCUACAAAAAGUAUGCGUGGGGUCACGACGAACUCAAGCCGCUUAGCAAUGGAUCAUCUGAUCCGUUCAACGGAUGGGGCGCAACGAUUGUUGAUGCGCUCGAUACGCUGCUCGUCAUGGAUCUACCCGCCGAGUACAACUACGCGAGACAGCACGUGCACGAUAUCGACUUCACCCUGAUAAGCGGCGAACGCAGUGCGUAUGGCAGCUCCGACGGGCGCAUCCCUGUGUUUGAGACAGCCAUUCGCUACCUCGGCGGCUUACUCUCCGCAUACGACUUGUCCGGUGAUGAGCUUAUGCGUGACCGCGCCGAAGAGCUUGGCCAGCUGAUCAUGCCUGCUUUCAAGACGAUGAGUGGCGUCCCCGUCGGCCGGCUCCGAAUGGGAGACACCAACCCGGCCAGCUCGGACAGUGUCAUCCUCUCCGAAGCGACGAGCCUGCUGCUUGAGUUCACGAGGCUCUGGCAGGCAACAGGGAAUAGGACGUACUUUGAUCAGGUACAGCGCACCACGGACUGGUUCAAUCACAACAUCACCAGUUCGGGUCGUCUCGGCACUCUCUUGCCAACGAACAUCAGCCCCGACUCCAAGCACAUGUACGGUCUUUACUCGUUCGGUGGCAUGGCGGACUCGUACUACGAAUAUCUCAUCAAGGAGUACCAGCUGCUCGGCGGCAGGGUGGACCAGUACAAGCACAUGUACUCGCACGCGAUCAGGGACGCCAAGAAGUUCCUUUACUCUGUUGUCGAUUCGGUCCCGAACACGUUGCUGCUGCUCGUCGGCAUUUCGACGGGGACGUCGUACACUGCCAAGCUGGAGCAUCUUGCUUGCUUCAGCGGCGCAAUGGUCGGCCUUGGCGCCAAGCUGCUGCCGGACCGAGCGGAGGACAUCCAUGACGCCACUCGCCUGACCGAGACGUGCUACUGGUCGUACAAUUCGACGCUGACGGGCAUCGGGCCGGAGGACAUAACCUUCUACCAGACUGGAGACCCCGACCGCUUCGACGUCAUGAGUGCAGCAACAAGCAACGGUGCGGACCGCCACGGCCGUGCGCGCGGGAACCCGCAGGUGGGCGUCAGGGGCGCCAACGGCGACUAUCGCAACCGGCCAGAGACAAUCGAGUCAGUCUUCUACAUGUGGCGCAUCACCGGCGAUGAAGUGUGGCAGGAGCGCGGAUGGCAGAUGUUCGCCAGCUGGGUCACGCAUUCGAUGACCGAGAGCGGCUUCGCGGGCAUCGUCGACGUCAAUCGCGUACCCGUAACUAAGAUGGACAACAUGGAGAGCUUUGCGUUUGCAGAGACUUUCAAGUAUUACUACCUGCUCUUUAGCCCGCCAGAUCUCAUCAGUCUGGAUGACUAUGUCUUUACCACCGAGGCGCACCCACUGCUGGUGCCGAAGAACGGACGUUGGACACAGCCUGGGCACGGCCCGAAGAAAUUCUGGAAAUACGACGAGGGUGCACAGAAACUUGCAGGCCUCGCCGCUGCUGCCAAAAUGAGCACCGGUGGCGACGGCGCGAGCAGCCCGAAGAUGCCGUACAUUGGCGGCGAAGGCGGGACACGUAUCGGCGCAAUGACGAACGUGCAGAAGCACGCGCUGCUGCGCGCGCACCAAGCCGCGAGCGAGCUGCAGCUAGCGCGCUCGGUCUCGAACGCGCUGCAUGAACUCGCGCUGCGCGAGCUUGCGCUGGAGCAAGUCAUUGCGCAGAAGCGCGAAGCUGCCGCAGCUGGAGCGGAGGGGACAGCGGCGGAGGACAAAGUGGAGGAGAUAGUGGCGGCGCUGCGCCGGGAUCCGCAGGGAUUCGAGGAUGCGCUGCAAGGCGUCGUGAUCAAUGUCGCUGAGCCGCAUGUGCGCCGCGCGCUGCGUGCUCUGCUCGAUCGUCGCCAGCCUGCAGACACUGGCAUGUUCGAGGAGGAAGUAUACGAAGAGGACGAGGAAGAAGAUGUGGAAGGAGAGAAGGACGCGUUACUCGAUCGCGCGCUGCAUGCUUAUGCGCGGGCACAUCGACAGCAGCAGGAAGCCAAAGAGACACUCGCCACUGCUACUGUAGGUGACGGCGGGGAGUUGAACACCAGUCCCUUGCUGCAGAUGCCGUCUUCAUCGUCUGCAAACGAAGAGUCAGGGCCUGAGCCGCGCGCGUUCGGAGGCGGCUUUGGAAGCCGUGGACUGCGCGCGUAA
Molecule: messenger RNA, 2982 nt
Organism: Tilletiaria anomala UBC 951
Lineage: Eukaryota; Fungi; Basidiomycota; Exobasidiomycetes; Georgefischeriales; Tilletiariaceae
Product: glycoside hydrolase family 47 protein
Exons: 3
Coding region: 1-2982 (993 amino acids)
Biological process (GO): carbohydrate metabolic process; N-glycan processing
Cellular component (GO): endoplasmic reticulum; Golgi membrane
Molecular function (GO): calcium ion binding; mannosyl-oligosaccharide 1,2-alpha-mannosidase activity
Source: RefSeq, a predicted model, not a curated record